AUGAGUCAAGCCCGAGGCCGAGGCGGAACUCCAACCAGGCCCGAGUACGUCAAGGAGUCACAGAAUGGCGAGGCGCCGUCACCUAGGUUCGGACACACCACAACAUUUGUGGGAGACAACCGGGUUGUUCUCUUUGGUGGUGCCACAGGGGAUUCUGGCCGCUAUACCAUCACUGCGGAUGCUUUCAUGCUCAACGUGCACACCAACACUUGGUCGCGUGUUCAGGCAGGAGGAACCUUGCCCUUUGCUCGUGCGGCCCAUGCGGCUGCAUGUGUAGACCACUCACAGAUGGUGAUUUAUGGUGGGGCAACAGGGGGUGGCAGUCUGUCGUCUGACGAGCUAUACCUCUUAGACAUCCGCAACGAGGAAAGCUCUCAGUGGAUGUCUGUUCCCGUGAUGGGAACCACCCCGGGCCGAAGAUACGGCCACACCAUGAUUUUCAACAAGCCGCUGCUCAUCGUGUUCGGAGGGAACAAUGGCCAGCAGGCCGAGUGCGAUAUUUGGAUAUUGGACGUGGAGCGUUCGCCAUUUCAGUGGCAGGAGGUGACCGUCAUGGGAAAGCGUGGGCCCUUGCCACGCGUCUACCAUUCGGCAGAGGUGUGUCGUGAAGGGCCUGCUGCUGGCAUGAUGGUCGUUUUUGGUGGCCGGACUGCCGAGAACAAAUCCCUGAAGGACACCUGGGGUCUGCGGCAACACCGGGAUGGCCGUUGGGAUUGGGUAGAGGCUCCCGCAAAGCGCGGUGCUCCCCCCGAGCCUAGGUUUCAGCAUUCCUGCAUUUUCCUGGAUUCCAAGCUCUUGAUCGUCGGCGGGCGCGGGCCAGAGGUCAACAAGAUUUUGCCCACCGCAGUCUAUGACACAGAGACCUGCGAAUGGCACAACCUCUGUAGCCUCCAGAGAUUCCGGCACUCUUCUUGGGGUAUGGGAACCCUCCUCUUUUCCUACGGGGGCUUCGAUCACAAAAAUCCGUCUGCUCCGACAUCGGAUUUGCAGGUCAUGGACAUUGAAGUUGCCAUCACGGCAUCCCAAAGUGGUGUUGUUGCGAAGGGCGAGGAGGCAGAAACCGCGGACACUGGCUUGGAGGCAGCUCCCGCCGGCACGCUGGACCUCGUCCCUCCGACCUACCCAGGAACCUCCAAACCCCGGGAUCCCACGCGACCGGGUACCGCCGAUGGGACGCGCCCUGCGACGCCGCCGCGGAGCCGGGCAUUGGCGACGGCUCCAGCCAGCCGCGGCGUGGAUCUAGCCCCUGGCGACGUCAAAGUGUCACCGCAGGUGUACGUCAGCCACGAGAAAGAUUUCACACACUUGGUCGAAAAGGUUAAUAUUGAGUCCCUUGCAGAAGAGGGUCGCAAGAUCCACUCCUCCAACGUGAUGGCGAACAUCGCCAGGAAUGCUGGAGACGAGGGGAUCCACACCCACUGCAUCAACGCAUUGCUCCAGCCGACAACAUGGCAGCCGGAUGGAAACCCCAACAGCUUCCUCUUAAAUGCGGCGGAGGUCAGUCGGUUAUGUGACCAGACCCUCGAGGUGCUUAAAUCCCAAGAGAUGGUCCUGCGACUGCGCGCUCCCAUCAAGGUCUACGGUGACAUCCACGGGCAGUUCCUGGACCUGAUGCGGCUUUUCGCCAGGUAUAAAGCCCCAUGGGAUGGAGAAAAUGGUGACAUCGAGUCGAUGGAUUAUCUCUUCCUUGGCGAUUUCGUGGAUCGCGGUGCCUUCUCACUGGAGACCGUUUGCCUCCUCUUCUCUCUGAAGGUGAAGUAUCCCAACCAGAUACACUUGAUCCGGGGGAACCAUGAGGACCCGACCAUAAAUGCGAUCUACGGCUUCCGGGACGAGUGUCGGCGCCGCUUGAACGAGGAGCCCGAGGAUCCGGAGUCCUGUUGGAACAAGUUCAACCGGGCCUUCGAAUGGCUGCCGGUUGGAGCCGUGAUUGAAGAUCGGAUCCUGUGCCUGCAUGGAGGCAUCGGUGGUUCGGUGAACAACGUGGCAGAAGUUCGAACAAUGCAAAGGCCCCUGCACGUGGCCCAGAUACCUCAGACGCCCUUUGAGCAACGGAUUACGGACUUGCUGUGGAGUGAUCCAUCAGACAAUGACUCGGUUCCGGGAGUGUCUCUCAACGAGACUCGCGACCCCGAUGGAACUGGCCGCAUUGUGAAGUUCGGCCCUGACAGAGUUGAGGAGUUUCUGGAGAAGAACAAGCCUUUGUCGAUGAUCAUCCGAGCACACGAGUGCGUCAUGGAUGGCUUUGAGCGCUUCGCCAACGGAAAGCUGAUCACCGUGUUCAGUGCCACGGAUUACUGCGGGCACCACAAGAACGCGGGCGCGCUCCUUUUUGUACGGCGCGACCUGACCGUCGUGCCGAAGCUGAUCUACCCUGUCGAGCGCCAGCAGAUGAUGUGGGACCCCGCGGUCAUGCAGCAGAGACCUCCUACGCCCCCUCGACCAGUGCCAAGGGCAAGGAAACUUGGCGAGGAUGAGCCUGGCAUAGAUUGGUGA
Messenger RNA from Symbiodinium sp. CCMP2456, 2496 nucleotides. Lineage: Eukaryota; Dinophyceae; Suessiales; Symbiodiniaceae. The record is from the annotation of a GenBank genome assembly.